AGGAUGUGACGUUACGUCUACGCCACAAUUUCUAUUGGCUGAUUCUGGAUAGUGACGCCCAGUCUUCAAGGACCAAUGAACCGCCGGAGUGCGCCUCGUCGCAUCUCUCUCUCUCAGAGGAGGGGUGCACCAGCAGGAGGAGAAUGGAGACAGAGGAAAGCAGAACAGUGGCGAGGCCAAGGCAAAGCACAGGCGAGAGAGGUGGUGGAGGAUGAGAGUUGUGAACAGCAUGGAAAAGAAGCCGUGCCCAUGGGGACCUGCCAGACCAUGUGCCCUGCUCGUGAGCUGCAGGACCGCGAGGUGCAGAACCGCCUUCACCGUUUUGAGAUGUUGGCAGGCACAGAAAGAGAUCGACGGCCCAGGGGAGACCCUUUGCGGGCUGUCAAAGAGUAUUCCAGACCUGCAGCUGGAAAAGACUCAACAAACCCCACUGACCUCCGUCCACCUGCUGUGUUGCUGAAGACUGUGUGUUACCUUAUUGAUGACAUUGCUGCGUCCCCUCGCCUGCACCAAUGGACUGAGGUGUACAGCUUUGUCUUUGAUCGGCUGCGUGGCGUGAAGCAGGACAUGAUCAUCCAGAGGGUUUCUGGGUUGAACUGUGUGGCUAUUUUAGAGCGGACAGUGCGUUUCCUUAUCUAUGCCUCUUAUCGGCUUUGCGGUGAGCCCGUGCGGCUCUACGACCCGCGCAUUAACGACACACACCUACAGGAGAGUCUGAGCUGGCUGUUGGAUUGCUACUCAACUGAAACAGGACCACAUCCCAACCAGGAAGAGUUCCAAGCUCUUGGUCUGCUGUACAACUUGGGUUCAACGCGUGCCACUCAGCACAUUAUGGAGCUCUCUGAACGGCUCCGCAGAUCUCCUGCCAUAACCCUCGCUCUUUCCAUCAACCGAGCUUUUCUGGAGCGAAACCCCGUGCGUAUGCUCCGAUUGGCUCGGAGGUUGAACUUCAUACAGGGCUGUGCUCUGCACCGUCACCUGGUGACGUGUCGAAGAGAUCUACUGCUAAUAUACAGCCACGGAUACUGCAGCCGCAACUGUCGCUUUCCUCUUGACGGACUGGCUCAGCUCUUGUCCUUAGACACGCCACUCGCAGCGCGACUCUGUCAGACGUACGGAAUGGAGGUUAAUCAGGGCAACCAGUUGGUUUUCUCCAAGGCUGCUUUCACUGAGCCAGAGAAGGGGAAACUGCAUUGUAAAAUGUAUCACAACAUAGUAGCAGAGAAACAGAGAGAACUCAGUAUUGGGAACAUCAUUCACGGUUGCAUUUGACAAAUAAAAAGAGUAAAUGAGUAAUACAAGCAAUGCUUGGUACCCGUAGGGUGUGCUCCUGUUCCUCCACAGGGAGAUCAGUGCCACUAAAGUCUAGUUUAAUAACACUUCUGCAGGGGUUUCAUCUUUCUGCUCUUUAUCUUAUUGGAUUUGAGCCUUGGGGCGUCUUUCUAGGACACAUGUUCAACAUAAGGGUCAGGGAUUGAAUGCUGUGCCACGCUCCACCUGAGAAAGGCUGAACUCUGAGAAAUGUCCCCUCUUGGUUCUGGAGGUGCUUUUUUUAAAUUCUGAUCAUGGUCACUCUGUGCCUGAUUUCCAUUAAGAUGUGAAUUUCUUUUAUAUUGUUACCAAUCAUUUUCCUGAUUAAAUGUUAUCUUAAUAUCAUAGUUUUAUUUUUUUUCAAAAUUUCAUGAAAUCUGCUGUGCAACAAUGUUUCAUUUUAUUCUUAAUAAUGCAGUACCUCAGAUGUAUUUAAAUAAAUAUUUUGUUACCUAAAA
This is a messenger RNA of Etheostoma spectabile (orangethroat darter), 1769 nucleotides long. RefSeq names its product SAC3 domain containing 1 (gene sac3d1). The record is from RefSeq and is a predicted model, not a curated record. Gene Ontology annotation, biological process: spindle assembly; centrosome duplication. The transcript is spliced from 4 exons. Gene Ontology annotation, cellular component: centrosome; spindle; nucleus. Lineage: Eukaryota; Metazoa; Chordata; Actinopteri; Perciformes; Percidae. The coding region runs from base 76 to 1272 and encodes 398 amino acids.